Molecule: messenger RNA, 882 nt
Organism: Prunus armeniaca (apricot)
Lineage: Eukaryota; Viridiplantae; Streptophyta; Magnoliopsida; Rosales; Rosaceae
Source: the annotation of a GenBank genome assembly
AUGGCUUCUAUUUACCACUAUGCCACUUCUUUUAUAAUCUUCCUCUCUCUCAUCGGCCCCAAUUUGAGCGCUCUGGUAGAGCAGCAGCCUCUGGUACUCAAGUACCACAACGGCGCGCUUCUCAAGGGCAACAUAACCGUCAAUCUCAUCUGGUACGGCCGCUUCACCCCGAUCCAACGGUCCAUCGUCGUCGACUUCGUCCAGUCCCUCAGCUCCAGGCGGGCCCCGCCCGGCUCCGCGGCGUCCUGGUGGAAAACGACGGAGAAGUACAAGAGCGGCGCCUCGAACCUCGUGGUCGGGAGGCAAGUCCUCCACGAGGCCUACACUCUGGGAAAGUCCCUCGGCAACCAACACCUGGUGGCCCUCGCGGGCAAAGUCAACGCGCUCAAAGCAAUAAACGUGGUUCUGACCGCUAGUGAUGUGGCGGUCGCCGGGUUCUGCAGCCGGUGCGGGACCCACGGGUCGACCCGGGAUAAGAAGACGGCGUACAUCUGGGUCGGGAACUCGGAGGCCCAGUGCCCCGGCCAAUGUGCCUGGCCGUUUCACCAGCCCAUCUACGGCCCACAAACGCCGCCGUUAGUUGCGCCUAACGGCGACGUCGGGAUUGACGGCGUCAUCAUAAACCUCGCCACGCUUUUGGCGGGAACCGUGACCAAUCCGUACAACAACGGCUACUUUCAGGGUCCGGCGAGCGCGCCGCUUGAGGCGGUCUCGGCGUGCACGGGCGUUUUUGGAUCUGGGGCUUACCCGGGUUAUCCGGGUCGGGUCCUGGUGGAUAAAUCAACUGGGGCGAGCUACAACGCGGUUGGGGCCAACGGGCGCAAGUUCUUGCUGCCCGCCAUGUGGGACCCGCAGACCUCUGCAUGCAAGCCGCUUGUGUGA